Myotis lucifugus (little brown bat) is the source of this 2521-nucleotide messenger RNA. RefSeq names its product sideroflexin 2 (gene SFXN2). Gene Ontology annotation, biological process: monoatomic ion transport; serine import into mitochondrion. Lineage: Eukaryota; Metazoa; Chordata; Mammalia; Chiroptera; Vespertilionidae. Gene Ontology annotation, cellular component: mitochondrial inner membrane. Bases 1359 to 2372 code for a protein of 337 amino acids. The transcript is spliced from 13 exons. The record is from RefSeq and is a predicted model, not a curated record. Gene Ontology annotation, molecular function: monoatomic ion transmembrane transporter activity.
GAGAGGAGAGGAGGGAGGGAGGGGGCAGGACUGUGUCCUUCCAGCAGUCUCAGGACCUGUGGACUUCUUUCUCCCCGCACAUGUGUACCCACCGGCAUAAUCGCUGACUUUCAGCUUUGCGCCCGCCCGACAUGUUCCCUGGCUCAGCCCACAUCAAUGACACCCUUGUUUCCAUAGUAACCAGGGGAGAGUGAAGGGGAAAGGGUGUGUUGCACUGGGCUCGGGGAUCCAGCCAGGAGGAGCUGCACAGGGAAGGUCAGUAGGAGGGGAAGGGAGUUUUUCUCACAACUGGUCUGAGCACACAUCCUGGGGCCCCCGUCCCGGGCCUUGGUGCCCCCCAGCCCUCUCCCCCGCACAUUCAGAUGCAGAGGUGCACAGAGCAAGUCUCACCCAGACACACUAGGGGCGGGAGGAUGGGAGACCGGGUAUCCCCUUUCUAGUUUCAAAUUCUAUCUUCUGGUCAUGGCCCCGGGGGUGGGAGUGGGGCUGGGGAGAGGAAAGGGGACUUUAGGAGUAUUUUGUUUUUACAAAUGGGAGCUUUUAAAGUCUGCGUUUUUCAGGCAUCUCUCAUCUACCCCAUGAGCCCCCAGGAGGGUCCAGCAGGGUUCAAAGGGAAGAUGAAAGCUUGUGACAUCUACCAUGUCACUCUGUCUUUAGCUGAAAAGCAAAUGUGAAGGUUCACAGAGGCUGUUAUCAGAGGAGGGGAGUGGCUUCUGCCUGCUGGCCCAGGCCUGGGGAGGACUCUUGCAAAGAGUUCCCUAAGUUGGUGGCAAAAGAACCAAAGUAUUUUACAGACUAUCCACUGCCAACGUUCCUAUCACAUUGUUCCAAAAUCACAGACCUCAAAGCAGGCCGCUGCCCUUCAGCUCGCAUCCCUGGUGCCCUAUUUGGAGGGAAAACCCAUUUUCAAGCCCUAGAGCCACAUUUCCAGCUGGAUGGCAGGGGGAUUUUGGUUUCUUGCGAUUCUGUUUUCCUUUGUUCAAAGUGGGAGAGGCCCUGGGGGAGACAAGGAAGCCAGAGGAGGAGGUAGCAGGAAGCAGGUAGCUCAGUGGUUUGGAAAACCCUCACCUCCUUUUGUUUUACAAGCCCUUACAGGUCUGCCCACAGCACCCCCGGCGCAGCUUUUCAUGUUGGCAGGAAUGACUUCCAGCCCAGCACGCCGUUGAGGCUGCACAGGCUUCAGCUUCACCUGCACAACUUUGUCCAGAAAAGCUGGGCACAGACGGCCGGGGCUGGAGUGGCCCCCCCCUCUGCUCACAGGCCUGACUUCCCUCCGGACGGAAUGCAGCCCUGGCUCAGUUGGUGAUGGUAAAAAUCACUGACCAGCACCAGCAAACACUGUCUGUGCUUCCAAAACCAUGGGGAGAGCAAGGGACAGUACACAGUUCUGUGUGCGAAGCAAGAUGGAGCCUGACCUGUCUGGUUUUAACAUCGAUGCCCCCCGUUGGGACCAGUCCACUUUCCUGGGGCGGGUGAAGCACUUCUUCAAUAUCACGGACCCUUGCACUGUUUUGGUACCAGAGGGGGAGCUGGAUUGGGCCAAGAUGAUGGUGGAGAAAAGCAGGAUGGGGGUCGUGCCCCCAGGGACUCAAGUGGAGCAGCUGCUGUAUGCCAAAAAGCUCUAUGACUCUGCCUUCCACCCUGACACCGGGGAGAAGAUGAAUGUCAUUGGACGGAUGUCCUUCCAGGUUCCCGGCGGCAUGAUCAUCACAGGCUUCAUGCUCCAGUUCUACAGGACGACGCCAGCGAUCAUCUUCUGGCAAUGGGUGAACCAGUCCUUCAAUGCCUUAGUCAACUACACCAACAGGAAUGCGGCUUCCCCCACAUCAGUCAGGCAGAUGGCCCUUUCCUACCUCACAGCCACAACUACUGCGGUGACCACUGCUGUGAGCAUGAACAUGUUGACAAAGAAAGCUCCACCCUUGGUGGCCCGCUGGGUGCCCUUUGCUGCUGUAGCUGCUGCUAACUGUGUCAAUAUCCCAAUGAUGCGACAGCAGGAACUCAUCCAAGGCAUCUCCGUGAAGGACAAAAAUCAUAAUGAGCUUGGUCAUUCCCGGAGAGCUGCGGCCAUAGGCAUCACCCAAGUGGUUAUUUCUCGGAUCACCAUGGCAGCCCCUGGCAUGAUCUUAUUGCCAAUCGUCAUGGAAAGGCUGGAGAAACUGCCCUUCAUGCAGAAAGUCAAGGUCCUGCAUGCGCCGUUGCAGGUUAUGCUGUGUGGGUGCUUCCUCAUCUUCAUGGUGCCAGUGGCAUGUGGGCUCUUCCCACAGAUAUGUGAACUGCCAGUUUCCUACCUGGAACAGGAGCUCCAAGACACCAUCAAGGCCAAGUAUGGAGAACUUGUGCCUUCUGUCUACUUCAAUAAGGGUCUCUAAAUGUCCCGCCUCAGCAAGGACCAGUCUGUACCAAUAUUCACCAGCUCCUCCUUAGCUGCCUGUGCCCUCAUUCCUCUUUGCCAACAGGGCCUAAGGUUCCGGUGUACUUGGGGGUGUAUGAGGCAGCAGAAUUCCUCAUGCUUCUACCC